GCUCCAGAAUGACCUGGUUUGACAACAAAAAGUACUGUCUGUUAAUUCUAUACUUUCUGUGGAGUCUCAGUACGGGGAGGGAACUUUCUAGUGAUAUCAUGAUCCUACCACAAACAAGCUCCGGGGACUAUUACACAAAACAAUUUGCAGCUGACAAACAGCGCAGCGACCUAAGGAGAGGAAACGGAGGAGGGCAUUUGGGGAGGGGGAGUUGUUUGGGGACCGCGUAAAAGCUUUGAAUCCACCUCUUCACGCUUGCACUACUUCAGAAAUGCGCAGAGCUAGACUAGGGGAUACCUUUCCGGCCAAAAAGCUGAAGAGUAAUAUUGCUACAAGUUUAAUGCCAGAAACAGUACAGGAAACAGGACAUCAGAACGGAAUGGAUAUACAGGGAGAAAAUUUAGGAAAAAGCAAAAAAGUACGAAAACAGAGGGACAGUCUUUCCACGCAGCAAAGAGCCGGCGCGCUAAGCAUGGACUUGUUGGUUGCCUUGCAGAUAUUACCAGGCUUUUUCUCGAACUGUCUGUUCCUGGCGCUCUAUGACUCGGUGGUCCUCCUAAGGCGUGUGAUGUCACUUCUCAGCUUCUCGAGGUCCGCAGCCUGUGGCGAGUGGCAGCGCAUGCUGACUUCAGCAGGUUUACGCUCGAUAUGGAACAGUUUCCUACUGGAUGCCUACAAGCAGGUGAAGCUUGGUGGGGAGGCUCCCAACUCCAAGGUUGUGAAGGUACCAUCCAUUAGAGGCCGGAAGCGGAGUCCCAGGAACAAGGCAGGCGAUGAGUGCCACCUGUUGGAUUUUGAAUGCUCCGACCGCCCCCUGGUGGUCAACUUUGGCUCUGCCACCUGACCCCCCUUCAUCAGUCAGCUGCCCGCCUUCCGGCAGCUGGUGGAGGACUUCUCGGACGUGGCCGACUUCCUGCUGGUGUACGUGGACGAGGCGCACCCCUCGGAUGGCUGGGCGGUGCCGGUGGCCGGGCCGCACCCGUUUCAGGUGAGGCAGCACCGGAGCCUGGAGGAGCGGGUCCUGGCGGCGCGCAGGCUGCUGGAACACUUUGCCAUUCCGCCGCAGUGCCAGCUGGUCACCGACAGCAUGGACAACAACGCCAACACGGCCUACGGCGUCUCCUUCGAGAGGGUCUGCAUCGUCCAGAAGAGGAGGAUCGCCUACCUGGGGGGGAAGGGCCCCUUCUUUUACAACCUGGGAAACGUCCGGCAGUGGCUUGAGCACAACUUUGGACGGAGGUAGAGUGCAGUAACAGUGAAAAAAAUAAACUUCUCAUUCCACAGGCUGGGGGAAAAGUCUAUUUUAGGACAAUUGAAAUUGCUGAUGCAGGUACAGUGAGACAUUUUGAAAAAGUUCCUCUUCAAAGCCCUGUUGACUACUUCUGGCGAGGUUCCAGUCAGUCUAAUCCAGCGGCUUCCUAUUUGGAACAAAGUCCACGCUCGUAUCGACUUGACCGACAGAUGAGGCGGACGAGCUUUCAGCACACGCGGAACCUCUGCAGCCCUCCCUCAAGGUUGCCGUGCCGACAGAACGCGAAAAAUACACCCCUGUCAGUCGACAUAAACCCAUUGCCCUGUGUGAAAGGAGCCCAGAAUUAUUGAACACAAGUGGAAACACAAGGAGCCAACUUUCAAAAAAAAAAAAAACAACUGGUGAUGUAAGGCUCCUUCAUGCAUAUGAACUUGCUUUCAUUCUGAACGCACUCCCUUCCUCAGUGUGAUUUCAUGCUGUCGGUUUAAUGUGCUGCAGUCUCCUGUUUUUGAUUAAGUGCUCUUCAUGUACUUUUAUUCCUAUGCUGUUUCUUAAACAAAGGGGCCUUUUCUUCUUACUCGAGUUUGACAUGAUGCCAAAUAGAUUCUCUGUGUUCAGUCCUUGCAUUCGUGAGCCCCAAGCCCCACGCAACAGCAUUUUCUGAGCGCAAGUGUAAUGGGGUGCAACCAUGUUUCGGUAAUUGAGUGACAUCACAUAUUUUAGUCGAUGAAACUACGCUGUAGUUCCUCAGCCACAUUUCUACAGACCCUCCUCAUCUGUAGGUCCGACAUACCUGAGGCAAGCCAGAGGCAUUUCCGUUGACCUGCCUUAGUAGAUCAGCUUUGUAGGUCAGCUGUACCUUAGGUGAGCAGCUUUUCUAUAGAGCAUUUACACACAUGGACAGGUUGUUGCCUGACCCUAUCUACGAUUGUAGAUCUUCCCCAAGGACAUACAGAAGUCACUGGGCCUCAUUCACAAAACAUGCAUACGAUCACAUUUGAUCGUAAACUGUGUAAGAACAUUUCCAAGAACAUUUCGGCAUUCAUCAUUUGUUUUCUUAUCUGUCUUUGUUCAUGGCUGUUUCCUUAUGCAAAUCACAUGAUCAGGAUUGCACUUCAAAAUAACAGAGUCAGCACUCAUACACCUGGGAUAUGCACAAAAACAAAGGUCAGCACAUGUGUUAUGAAUCCCAUAUUUGGUUUUUGUUGGAACAUUUUUAGAGCAAAAAUAAGAAUCAUUUAAGAAAAUGAGAAUGUGAACGAGGCUCAUUAUGUUUAUCUGAUAAAAUAUGUACAUUUUGUAUUUAAAAAAAAUCUAGCAAAGCUGCAUGGUUUAGUUUAUAUGCAGUGAGCUCCAUAAUGUCUGGGUCAAAUACAUAUUUUGUUUGGUUUGGCUCUGUACUCCACAACUUUAGAUUUGUAAUCAAAUGAUGCACAUGUGGUUAAAGUGCAGACUCUCAGCUUUUAUUAAGGGAUAUUUUUAUACAAUGUUGGUUUCACCAUGUGGAAAUUGCAGCACUUGUACGUGGUCCCACCAUUUCAGGGCACCACAAUGUUUGGGACAAAUGGCUUCACAGGUGCUUCUAAUUAGUCAGGUGAGUUCACUUGCUUCCUUAGUGCAGGUAGAAGAGAGUGUUCCGUAUCUCAUCUUGAUUAUAGGCUUCUGAUUGGCAUUUCAUUGGCCACAGUUGUGUCAAUGAAAGUCUAGGAAUCCAUUACAUGGCUGACCAAAAUCAUCUGUUUGGGAUAUCAUUAAGAAGAAAGAGAGCACUGGUGAACUCAGUCAUCCUAAAGGUCCUGGUAGGCUAAGGAAGACCUCUACAGUUGAUAGCCAAAGAAUUCUUACCAUGAUGAAGAAACGCCCCCAAACACCUGUUUGACAGAUCAGAAACACUCUUCAGUGUAUGCAAACGACUAGUUCGCUGCAAAAACAGGAUGGCCAGAUUAGAGUUUUCUAAGAAGUACGUAAAAGAGCCUGCAAAAGGUCUUCUGGACAUAUGGGAUGAAGACUCAUUUGUAUCAGAAUUACAGGAAGAGCAAAGUGUGCAGGCCAAAAUAAACCUCAAGAUCCCCAAGAUACACCUCAUCUGAAAAACACAGUGGUGGGGUGUUAUGAUUUGGGCAGGUAUGGCUGCCACAGUUACUGGCUCACUUGUCUUCAUUGAUGAUGUAACUGAUGAUAGCUGCAGCAGAAUGAAUUCUGACGUGUACAGAAACAUCUUAUCUGCUCAAACUCAUCCUACAGCAAGACAAUGAUCCCAAACAUACUGCUAAAGCAGCAAAGGAGUAUUUCAAAGCCAAUAACUAUUCACAAAGCCAAAUCAUUCACCUGAUCUGAAUCAAAUUGAACAUGCAUUUUAUAUGCUAAAGAAGAAACUUAAGGCAACUAGCCACCAAAAAAUGUGGGAGCUGAAGAUGGCUAUAGUGCAGGCCUGGCAGAGCAUCACCAGAUAAUAUACUCAGCAACUGGUGAUGUCUAUGGGUCACAGACUUCAAGCAGUCAUUGCAUGCUAAGGAUAUGCAACAAGUAUUAAACAUGACUACUUUCUUCUGCAUAACAUUAAUGUCCCAAACAUAUUAUGCCCUGAAAUGGGGAGCGUUUGGGGGCUAUGUAUAAAAAGUGCUGUCAUUUCAUGUAACGAAACCAAAGUGUAUGAAAAUCCGAACAAAUAAACGCUGAGAAUGUGCACUUUAAGUACAAACAAUUAUUUUAUAACAAUUGUAAAUUUGUGGAGUGCAAAGCUAGAUCAAGAAAAAAAUGUAUCUUUGUCCAAAACAUUAUGGAGCUCACUGUAUCACUGACAAAAAACUGCAAAUAUUUACGAAACGUUUUUUUAGUUUUAGUCCACAUCUUUUUCCAUCGUCUUGUUAUCAGGGUCUCUUCAUAUCAGGAAAAACAAAGGCACAAGCAUGUGACUAGGUUGGAAAAGCCACUCUGGUUAGUAUUUGAUUGCUUAGAUACAGCCAUGGUGGGUCGCUUAUAGUGUGGCUCUGUAGAGCGAGGGAGAUGUGGCUAACCAAUAUGGAGAAAAAAGUAUGAAACGUGAUGGCACUUGCACUGUCUGGUGCUGCAGUUAUGAAGAGUGGGAAAUGCCGGGGCGGAGACUAUGACUACGUCCUGAGAGAGCGAGCACGUUUGUUGGGAGAUGACAGUGCAUCUGCUGUUGGGGUGUUCCAGCUGGUCUGUGCAUCGAUGAGAAGGCAGUAGGUCAGGCCACAUACCUUUUGGGAUGUGACCAGGAACUGCAAACCAGGCUAAAAAAAAAAGAAGCUAAACUGACAAGUUCCCCUUUGUUUGAGAACGACGAGUCCCCAUCCCACAACAGAGAUGAGCUUCUUUCCCAGGCCGUCCUUUUUUUUGUGGUCGAGACAGAGCUGGUGUGUGAAUGAAGAUCACUGAGGAAAGGGCUGCUGAGCCCUGUCGGUGGUUGGAUGCAAGACCACCCCUCUCUGUCUGGAUUCAAAUAUGUAGGCCUGCUCAGAUACUCAUCAUGUGUUCUCUCCUUUUUGUAAAUUUGGGUUUUUGUAGUGCAGACAGCUGCUUUUUUUAAAUUGUGAAAAAAAUACAUUAAAGCUGGAAUUUUGCUGCAGA
Anguilla rostrata (American eel) is the source of this 4843-nucleotide messenger RNA. RefSeq names its product type II iodothyronine deiodinase-like. Lineage: Eukaryota; Metazoa; Chordata; Actinopteri; Anguilliformes; Anguillidae. Gene Ontology annotation, molecular function: thyroxine 5'-deiodinase activity. The record is from RefSeq and is a predicted model, not a curated record. Gene Ontology annotation, biological process: thyroid hormone metabolic process. The transcript has 2 exons.